CAGCAUCAACAGCAACUCCUAACCAAGAUACAAGCCAAGCAUCUCAUGGAACUGGGUCUCCAGGAUCAACAGCAACUCCUAACCAAGAUACAAGCCAAACCUCUCAUGGAACUGGGUCUCCAGGAUCAACAGCAACUCCUAACCAAGAUACAAGCCAAACAUAUCAUGGAACAGGGUCUCCAGAUAUCUAUCUUUCCGGAGAAACUGCAAGUACAAACCAAGAUACAAGCCAAACAUCUCAUGGAAGUGGUUCUCAAGGAUCAACAGCAACUCCUAACCAAGAUACAAGCCAAACAUCUCAUGGAACUGGGUCUCCAGGAUCAACAGCAACUCCUAACCAAGGUACAAGCCAAACAUCUCAUGGGACAGGGUCUCCAGGAGAAACUGCAAGUACAAACCAAGAUACAAGCCAAACAGCUCAUGGAACUGGUUCUCCAGGAGCAACAGCUAGUACAAACCAAGGGACAAGCCAAACAUAUCAUGGAGCAGGGUCUCCAGGAGAAACAGCCAGUACAAACCAAGAUACAAGCCAAACAUCUCAUGGAACUGGGUCUCCAGGAUCAACAGCAACUCCUAACCAAGAUACAGGCAAAGCAUCUCCUGGAACAGUGUCUCCAGGAGAAACAGCAAGUACAAACCAAACAUCUAGCCAAGCAUCCCAUGGAACAGGGUCUCCAGGAGCAACAGCACCUCCUAACCAAGAUACAAGCCAAACAUCUCAUGGAACAGGGUCUCCAGGAGCAACAGCAAGUACAAACCAAGGGACAAGCCAAGCAUCCCAUGGAACAGGGUCUCCAGGAGCAACAGCAAGUACCAACCAAGGGACAAGCCAAGCAUAUCAUGGAACAGGGUCCCCAGAUAGGCAAUGCUUUCACUCCAUAUUUUAUGAAAGGUUCUUCCCUAACAGAAUAUUCAGCUUCAUUGAGCACCAACAUCAGCACCAGGAUGAGCACAAUGAGCCAGUCUACUUCGACAAAGGCUGUUACAUUGGUUGUCACUGAAAUUGUGGAAUUACAGCCAACAGUGGUCUCCACAGAAUUGUCAGAGACUCCUAUUGAUGAACUCCCAUCUUCCACAGAUCAAUCAUUUCACAUUUCUGAUGAAACUGAUGAACAUACAAGUGCAAUCUUCACCAAGUCCCCAUACAACCUCAACCCCAAUAACUUCAACAACACCACAAUCAACAUCACUGUCAACUGCAACCCCACAGUCAACAUCAAUAAUAACUUCCACCAUGCCACCAUCAACAUCAAUCCCAACUACAAUAACACUGGUUGCAUCAACUUCCACAAAACUGAAUCCCUCAACUUCAACAACACUGGUUCCAUCAACUUCAACAUUGCAGUCCACAACUAG
Messenger RNA from Notodromas monacha, 1356 nucleotides. NCBI's taxonomy places the organism in Eukaryota, Metazoa, Arthropoda, Ostracoda, Podocopida, Cyprididae. The record is from the annotation of a GenBank genome assembly.